This is a messenger RNA of Closterium sp. Naga37s-1, 3780 nucleotides long. The record is from the annotation of a GenBank genome assembly. NCBI's taxonomy places the organism in Eukaryota, Viridiplantae, Streptophyta, Zygnematophyceae, Desmidiales, Closteriaceae.
AUGGGCCACUGGGUCAAGCUCGCGGUGCCGUCGUCGCAUCGCAUGCCGUGCUCGCACAUAGUUAAAGCGGCGAUUAAGAGAGGGGAGGCCGGGGUGGAGCGAGGCCGGGUGCUGCAUCGGCUGCAGCUCAAGGAGCAUCCGGGAAGGGACGGCUGCGCGGUAAAAUACGACGCUGACGUGGACCCCUGGGAUAUGCAUCCUGUGCCACGUGGCAAAUUCUCCUACUCCUCCUGCUGCGUGGAGUGGAUCAUCUACUCUUCUGACUGCGGACUCAGCAUGGUUCGAAUGGCGGAUUUCGCGCACAUGGCGGCCAUUCCGUUCGCCGUGGUGGGGGUGGGUGUGCCCUGGAGAGGCCAGGGCGGCCGCAUGCGGACUAUCCGCGACUACCUCCGCUCGCUGCCGCCCGACCGCAUUGUCAUUUCCACCGACGCCGACGACGCCUUCCUCAUGCCAGGCCCCCACUGCCGCCCGGAGAAUCUCGUAGAGGCGUUCCUCUCCCUCAAUGCGCCCGUGGCAUUCGGAGGGGAGAUCUUCUGCUACCCGGACUGGCGGAAAAUCGAGGUUUUUUACCCUCGGAAAAUCAACGAGACGAAGAACUGGUUUCUGAACUCCGGAGCCUACGUGGGAUACGCGUGGGCCCUGGCUAAGAUCAUAGACGCGACAUACGUGGGAGACUGCAUGCAAGACCAGCGUGCAUACACCCUCGGGCUUAUCGGCCAGCAGUACCUCUUCAGGCACCUCCCCCGCGUGCCCUACCCUGAACCCAGCGACUUCGAAUCCGCCCUCAACAGCAUGGGUAAUGUCACUGCGGCUGUGGCCGCCCAGGAAAAAUUUGCCGACUCACCGUUCCGCAAGCCGUGGCGCAACCCGCGCCCCGUGCGGUACAACACGACCAUGUCGCCGUUCCACCGGCUGCCGCCCGCGUCAGAAGAGAAGGUGAUCAGCGAGGCGAUGGAGGCGGGGCAGAAGGAUGCUCCGUCUGUCAUGGCUGCUCCGUUCAUGAAGCUGGAUCAUUACAACACGCUCUUCACGCACCUGGGGGGGUAUCCUUGGGAGGAGUUUGAAGUGGUGGGGAAGGGUGGAGAGGCGAUGGUGCGCGCGAAGAGCACAGGCGGCAUGGCAUCGCGCAAGGGCGCUCCCCGCGCGCCCGAGAACCUUUUGGGGCAGCCGUUUCGGGCAGUGGAGGAGGAUUAUGAGAUAGGCAAGGAGCUGGGGCGGGGCCUGUAUGGCAUCACGUACAUGGCAAGGCACCGCCAGACUCAGCAGCACUUUGCCUGCAAGACCAUCACCAAGGUGAGGCCGCCUCCUGCCCACACCUUUCCACCCCAACCCACCGUUUCCAACCAGACCCAACUCCCCUUCAACACCACCUCUUCCCCACGUUGUGUGCCUACGUGGCACGAUGCACCACCACUCUCCACCCCAUUCCACCACUCUCCACCCCAUUCCACCACUCUCCACCUGCAUUCCUCCCACCAGCGCCACCUGUCCGCCACGCCAUGUGCCAAUCCAACAUGGCACGAGAGGCCGCCAUUCUCGCCCGCCUGUCCACCACAUUCCACCGUUCCCCACCUGCCCACCUCCCACCAGCGCCACCUGUCCCCCACGUCAUGUGCCAACGUGGCACGGGAGGCGGCCAUUCUCGCCCACCUCUCCACCGGCCAUGCGGGCAUUGCAACGCUCAUUGACCAAUACGAGGACGCCACGUGUGUGCACUUCAUUCUGCAGCUCUGCACAGGUGUGCAGGAGGGGUGGCAUGUUGGAUGGGUGGGGUGGUGUGAUGGGAUGGUGUGUUCGAUUGUGUUCAGCACCACAGUCGGGAAGGAGGGAAGGAGGAGAGGAGGUAGAGUGGAAGCUAUAUUCGUCCUCCCUGCAUCUCUUCCUGCCAGCCAUGCGGUUCGGCAUAUGACAGGGGAAAGGCAAGUGUGGGAGCACCUGACAGGUGGCAAGGAAUCCAUCUCCGCUGCCUCUCCUGCCUUUCCUGCCUCCCUCCCCUUUUUCACAGGUGGCAUGUUGUACGAUGGCAUCAAGGCGGAGGGCAGCUACAGUGAGCAGCGCGCGGCCGGCAUGGUGCGGCAGAUAGUGCAGGCGGUGCAGUACAUGCAUGAGCGGGGAGUGGUGCAUCGGGAUCUCAAGCUAAAGAACUUUCUGCUGCUGCACUCAGGGGAGGACGCCCCUCUGAUGGCCAUCGACUUUGGCCUGUCCACUUUCUUUCAACCAGGGCAGCGCUUCAAGGAGGUGGUGGGCAGUGCGUACUAUGUGGCGCCAGAGGUGUUGAGAAGAGACUAUGGCAGCGAGUGUGACGUGUGGAGCGUUGGAGUCAUCACAUACAUGCUGCUGUGCGGCACCCCGCCCUUCUGGGAUGUGUCAGAGGAGGGGAUAUGUGAGGCGGUGCUGAAGGGAGAGUACGAGAUGAGCAGUGCCCCCUGGCCGGCCGUCUCCCAGCAGGCCAGGCACCUGGUGGGGCGCAUGCUGGAGAGCGAUGCUGCCAAGAGAAUUACCACCCAGGAGAUCCUUGGUAGCCCGGCUCGGCCGGCCAUCUCCCAGCAGGCGAGGCACCUGGUGGGGCGCAUGGUGGAGAGGGAUGCAGCCCGGCGAAUCACCACCCAGGAGAUCCUUGCGAUGCACCUAAUGGGGCGCAUGUUGCACAGCGAUGCACCUAAUGGGGCGCAUGUUGCACAGCGAUGCAGCCCGGCGAAUCACCACACAGGAAAUUUGAGGUGGGUGUGUCUUGGAGGGGGUGGGGUGGAAGAGGAAGGGGGAGGAAGGCGGGGAAGGUCGAAAGGGGGCUUGUACAUAGAACGUGGCGUAUGGGUGGUGGCGGGGUGCUGUUUGGACGAGGAGGAGAUGGCAGUGAUUCGAACACGCUUUGACCAUCUCGACCUCGACAGGGACGGCUGCAUCUCCGUGUCGGACCUCGUUGCCGGCUUCCAGUCGCUGCACAUCCCACUCUCAGAGGACGAGGCCCGAGAGAUCAUCCAGGCGGCGGACAGCAAGGGGUCGGGCACAUUGGACCUGUCAGAGUACGCAUCUGCCAUCAUGGUGAAGCGCAUGGAUGCUGCGUGCAUAGACAAGGCAUUCAAGCACUUUGACAAGGAGGGGCGUGGCUAUAUCACAAUGGCUGAUUUGAAGGCCACGCUUGCAGCAGGCGAGAGUGAUGAGACAGUGGAGUGCCUCAUCAAGGAGAUUGGCAACAAGCAUGCCACCAUUCGUGCUCGUCUCUCCACGGGCCAUGCGGGCAUUGCGACGCUCAUCGACCAAUACGAGGACGCCAUGUGUGUGCACUUCAUUCUGCAGCUCUGCACAGGUGCGCAGGAGGGGAGUGUGGUAGAGGGGUGGUGUGCAGGAGGGGUGGUGUGCAGGAGGGGUGGUGUGCAGGAGGGAUGGUAUGUUGGGGUGGUGUGGUGUGGCGGGGUGGGGUGGGUUGGGGGGUGGUGGGUUGUGUUUGAGGGUGCUUGCCAUCCCCACCACCCCAUGAGGAGAGGCGAAGGAGGAGCGGACAAGGGAAGGAGGAGCGGAGGAGGGAAAAAAGAGCGAAAGAGGAAAGAGGGCGGAGGAAAAGGUGGACUUACAGCAAUACUCACCCUUCCCGCCUCUCCCUGUCCGCCCCUCCUGCCAGACGGCGGCAUGCUAUACGAUGGGAUCAAGGCGGAGGGCAGCUUUUUGCAUAUGAUUGAAAAAGGCAUCUUCUCUGUCACUCCUCUCCUGCCUCUCCUCACCCCUUCUCAAAACCCAGGCGGCAUGCUAUACGAUGGGAUCAAGGCAGAGGGCAGCUCUUAG